GUUUGAAAAUGAAGGUGCUUUUACCAUUGACCUUUCUGGCUUUUCUUAGUUCUCCAGGUUGGGCAAAAGAUAGGCACUACCACAUAGGCAUUAAAGAAACCACAUGGAACUAUGCUCCUACUGGUAGAAAUAUGCUCAAUGGGAAGCCUAUUUCAGAAGAUCAAGAGUUUCAGUCCCAAACAUAUCUACAACAAGCCCCAGAUAGGAUAGGAUCUGUCUAUAAAAAGGCUUUGUAUUUUCAGUUUACUGAUGAUACAUUUCAAACAAUCGUUGAGAAACCAUCAUGGUUGGGAUUUUUAGGUCCAAUAAUUAAGGCAGAGACUGGAGACUUCAUUUAUAUACAUGUAAAAAAUUUUGCUUCAAGAAUCUAUAGUCUCCAUCCUCACGGACUCUCCUACACGAAAGAAAAUGAAGGUGCUCUGUAUCCUGAUAACACUACGGGCCUGCAAAAGGAAGAUGACGGUCUGGAGCCAGGGACACAGUAUACUUACAAGUGGUUUGUGCAAGAAAAUCAGGGGCCUGGCCCCAAUGACAGUAGCUGUGUGACGAGGAUUUACCACUCCCAUGUAGACACUCUAAAAGAUGUGGCUUCAGGACUUAUUGGACCAAUUCUGACUUGUAAAAGAGGCACGCUGGAUGGAGACACUGAAAAAAAUAUUGACCAGUCUUUUGUUCUGAUGUUUUCUAUAACUGAUGAAAACAGUAGCUGGUAUAUCGAUGACAACAUUAAUACGUACACUGAACCUGGCCAAGUUAAUACCAGUGAUCCUGGCUUCCAGGAGAGCAAUCACAUGCACUCAAUAAAUGGAUACUUGUACGGAAAUCUGCCCAAUCUCACCAUGUGUGCAGAGGACAAGGUCAGGUGGCAUUUUGUUGGCAUGGGUGGUGGAUCUGACACGCACUCCAUCUACCUGCACGGACAAACGCUGAUCUCCCGGAAUCACAGGAAGGACACCAUUACCGUCUUUCCUGCCUCGCUGGUAGAUGCCUUCAUGGUGGCCAAGGGCCCUGGAGAGUGGAUGGUGGGCUGCCAGAUAUAUGAGGGUAUGCAGGCCUUUUUCAAUGUGAGGAAUUGCCAAAAACCUUCAACAGAUGUUACUGGGACACAUGUUAUCUGUUACUAUAUUGCUGCUGAAGAAAUUCUUUGGAACUAUGCUCCAUCUGGCAUAGAUUUCUUCACUAAAAAAAAUUUAACAGCAGCUGGAAGUGAAUCCCAGCCGUAUUUUGAACAAAGCCCAACCAGAAUCGGGGGAACUUACAAAAAACUAGUUUACCGUGAAUACACAGAUGCUUCCUUCCGAACGCAAAAGGCAAGAGACGAGCACCUUGGAAUUCUUGGGCCUGUCAUUAAGGCGGAGGUGGGACAGAUCAUCAAGGUCACUUUCUAUAACAAUGCUUGCCUGCCGCUCAGCAUCCAUCCUCAUGGACUGCGCUACAACAAGAGCAACGAGGGCUCAUUCUACAGAACACCCAGGGGAGGUACCCCUCCACCCUCCUCACAUGUAAAUCCUGGCUCAACCUUUGUCUAUACCUGGGAAGUUCCAGGAGACGUGGGUCCUACCUCCACAGAUCCCACCUGCCUGACCUGGUUAUACUACUCCUCAGUAAAUCAGACGAGAGACACCAACAGCGGCCUUGUAGGGCCUCUCCUCGUGUGCAGAAAUGGAAGUCUUGGAGAGGAGGGCCGACAAAAAGGAAUAGACAAAGAGUUUUACCUACUUGCCACAAUAUUUGAUGAAAAUAAAAGUUUCCUCUUGGAUGAAAAUAUCAGAACAUUUAUCACACAGCCUGAAAAUGUGGAUAAAGAGGAUCCAGACUUCCAAAACUCUAACAAGAUGUACUCCAUAAACGGCUUCAUGUACGGAAAUCUGCCCGGACUGGACAUGUGCUUAGGAGACAAGGUUUCAUGGCAUGUCUUUAGUGUGGGAUCACAGGACGACCUACAUGGGAUAUAUUUUUCAGGAAAUACCUUCACUUCCUUAGGAGCAAGGAAGGACACUCUAGCUGUGUUUCCCCACAACUCCCAGACACUUCUUAUGACACCUGAUUCCACAGGAAUUUUUAAUGUGGUUUGUAUGACAACAGAGCACUAUCUAGGAGGCAUGAAGCAUAAAUACCACGUGAGGCAGUGUUCAGAGCCCAGCCUUGAUCUAAAACAGUGCCAGGAAGAGAAGACUAUUUAUAUCGCAGCUGAGGAAAUCGUGUGGGAUUUUUCUCCAAGCAGGAAGUGGGAGAAGGAACUGCAUCAUCUACAAGGAAAUAACAACACAAACAUAUAUUUGGAUAGAACUGGGAUGUUUCUUGGGUCCAAAUACAAGAAAGUCGUAUACCGUCAAUAUGAUGAUAUCACAUUCAUGAAUCAAACAAAAAGAAAUGAAGAUGACAAACAUCUGGAUAUACUAGGUCCUUUAAUACUUCUCAACCCUGGUCAAAAACUCCGAAUUAUCUUUAAAAAUAAGGCCUCAAGACCAUAUUCUAUUCAUGCUCAUGGAGUGAGAACAAAUUCUUCCACUGUUGUUCCAACACAGCCAGGAGAGAUCCAAACAUACAUUUGGGAGAUUCCUGAAAGAACUGGUCCUACCUCAAAGGACUUUGAGUGCAUACCUUGGUUUUACUAUUCAACUGUGGACGUGGUUAAGGAUCUUAACAGUGGACUGGUCGGCCCUUUGAUCGUAUGUCGCAGAAACACCACCAGCAUAGUUCACCGUGUUCUCCACUUCAUGAUAUUUGAUGAGAACAAAUCCUGGUACUUUGAAGAAAAUAUCAACACCUAUUCUCUAGACCCGAACCAAGUGGACAGGAAUGAUACCAAUUUCUUCUUCAGCAACCUAAUGCAUGCAAUUAACGGGAGAAUGUUUGGAAACAACCAAGGUCUGACGCUGCACGUUGGGGAUGAAGUGAACUGGUACCUGAUUGGCAUGGGGAGUGAGUUUGACCUGCACACGGUUCACUUUCACGGCCACAGCUUUGACUACACGGAUUCGGGACUGUAUCGCUCUGACGUCUAUGACCUUCCUCCUGGAGUCUAUCAAACUGUAAAAAUGUAUCCAAGAGAUGUUGGAACCUGGUUAUUUCAUUGCCAUGUUAGCAUUCACAUUGGGGCUGGAAUGGAAAGCACUUACACCGUAAUCAAAUGAAAAGGUAUAUAAUCAUUUUUGUUUAAUAUUCCAACUUAGACCUCCAUGAAACUUUCUUUCCUACAGCAUGAACUUUCUUUCCCUGGCAUAAAUCCUGACAAGUGUAUGAGCAGGAGCUGCUGAAGAAGGAAAACUCAUGGAGGUGUCUAGGAGGGGCUGGGUAAAGACUUGCGUGGCAAUGGACCAGGAAAACUAGCCUGAAAUAAA
Messenger RNA from Ceratotherium simum simum (southern white rhinoceros), 3344 nucleotides. RefSeq names its product ceruloplasmin-like. The record is from RefSeq and is a predicted model, not a curated record. NCBI's taxonomy places the organism in Eukaryota, Metazoa, Chordata, Mammalia, Perissodactyla, Rhinocerotidae. Gene Ontology annotation, cellular component: plasma membrane. Gene Ontology annotation, biological process: iron ion transport. Gene Ontology annotation, molecular function: oxidoreductase activity; copper ion binding.